This is a messenger RNA of Aspergillus nomiae NRRL 13137, 2267 nucleotides long. RefSeq names its product acetyl/propionyl/methylcrotonyl-CoA carboxylase subunit alpha. Gene Ontology annotation, cellular component: mitochondrion. The record is from RefSeq and is a predicted model, not a curated record. The annotation marks the transcript as partial. The transcript is spliced from 5 exons. Gene Ontology annotation, molecular function: metal ion binding; methylcrotonoyl-CoA carboxylase activity; ATP binding. NCBI's taxonomy places the organism in Eukaryota, Fungi, Ascomycota, Eurotiomycetes, Eurotiales, Aspergillaceae.
AUUUUUCCCUGAGAGCUCUUCCUGUUUGCUCUUUCAAAGCUUUGUCUUCUUACGCAGAAUAUGCUGCUACCCUCCUAUAUACUGUGGUGUUGAUUCAAUCCUGUGAUCCUAAUCAGCAGCGUUUCUUUACAAUGCCACUCUCGUCCCUUCUCCGCACUGCUUCCCGUCUGAGGCCGACGGCCGCCCACAGGGCAAGAAGAGCUGCAUCUACAGUGUCCUCGACUACCCCCAAAUCACAGAAUUCAUUAGAUUCGAUUCUCAUCGCAAAUAGAGGAGAAAUUGCUUUACGAGUCGGGCGUACCGCCGCUCAACAUGGUAUCCGCGUAACUACGUUAUACACAGAUCCCGAUAGCCGGGCUCAGCAUGCAUUGAGCUCCCCAUUCGCCUUCAAUCUAGGAUCCGUUUCCGCUUAUCUCGAUGGAGACCGUAUCAUUGAGAUUGCAAAGCGGGAGGGCUGUCAAGGGAUACACCCAGGCUAUGGUUUUCUAAGUGAGAACUCGGAGUUUGCGCGAAAAUGCACAGAAGCCGGACUGGUCUUCAUUGGACCCCCAUGGAAGGCUAUCGAGGACAUGGGGGAUAAGAGCCAGUCUAAGAAAAUCAUGACGGCGGCCGGUGUUCCUUGCGUUCCUGGUUAUCACGGUCAGAAUCAGGAUCCCAGCUUCCUUGAAGCCGAAGCGGAUAAGAUCAAAUAUCCUGUGCUUAUCAAGGCAAUCAAAGGAGGCGGCGGAAAGGGAAUGCGUAUAGCUCAUAGCAAGUCCGAGUUCCAGGCUCAACUGCAAUCUGCUAAGUCAGAAGCUAUGAACUCCUUCGGAGACGACCAAGUGUUGGUGGAGAAGUACAUCACCACACCACGGCACAUUGAGGUCCAAGUGUUCGCAGACAAGCAUGGCAAUAGCGUGGCUUUGGGAGAAAGAGAUUGCAGUAUACAAAGACGGCAUCAGAAGAUUCUUGAGGAGUCACCCGCUCCUCACUUGCCUGAUGCUACGAGGAAAGAUCUCUGGGCAAAGGCACGGGCGGCUGCUGAGGCCGUAGGCUAUGAAGGUGCCGGUACCGUUGAAUUUAUCUUUGAUAACGAUAGCGGGGAGUUCUUCUUCAUGGAGAUGAACACCAGACUUCAGGUUGAACAUCCUGUGACCGAGAUGGUCACUGGUCAGGACCUGGUCUACUGGCAACUCAAGGUGGCCGAAGGCGCUAAGCUUCCAUUGACCCAAGAGGAAGUAGAAGCUUAUAUGGCAAGCCGUGGGCAUGCCAUUGAGGCGAGAAUCUAUGCAGAGAAUCCCGAUCAGGGGUUCAUACCUGAUUCCGGCACACUACUUCACGUUCGCACCCCCACCCCCUCCGAAGACAUCAGAAUAGACGCAGGCUUCGUCGCCGGCGAUGAAGUUUCAGCUCACUACGAUCCAAUGAUUGCCAAAUUGAUCGUGAGAGGCAGUACGCGAGAGGAGGCCCUCCGCAAGCUUGCGUCUGCAUUAGAAGAGUACGAAGUUGCGGGGCCAAUUACCAACAUCGAGUUCCUGAAGACGGUCUGCAAGAGCCCUGAUUUUGUUGCCGGAGAGGUGGAAACCGGAUACAUUGAAAAGCAUCGCGAAGAACUGUUCACUCGCGAGGCUAUUGAACCGGAGGUGCUCGCACAAGCCGCAUUGGCUUGUCUGCACCACGACUCUGCCCCGGUCGCUCGGAAGCAGGCCAAUUUCGAAGGCUCCGCUGUCGGAUUCAGCCCGAGCUAUCAAUCACGCCAGAUAACAUUUGAAGAUCUGACGCCUGGAGCCAAGGAUGGCGCCAAGUUUGAUAUCCGUGUUCAACAAACGAAUGACAAUACAUUCAAUGUAGAAGUGGGCGGGCGCACCUUUGAGCAGGUGGUCAGUCACAAGAACCCUGGGUCGCAUGUUGUGACCUCUUUCUUCCCUCACACCCGAUUGGACACCACCGUAAUUCGGGAUGAUGACUCUGUCAUUGCCUUUCAGAGAGGAACACAAUAUCGUUUGACGAUACCACGGGCCAAGUGGAUGGACAAGGCACUGGGAAUGAAGGACGUAACCAACAGCGUUUUGGCCCCAAUGCCGUGCAAAGUGUUACGUGUGGAAGUCCAGGCGGGCGAUGUGGUGGAAAAAGACCAGCCACUGGUGGUUAUUGAGAGUAUGAAAAUGGAAACAGUCAUCCGCAGCCCGCAAAAGGGAACCAUUUCAAGAGUGGUCCAUAAACAAGGAGACCAAUGUAAGAGCGGCACACCUCUGGUCGAAUUUGCCGAAGAGGGUGAUGAGAACUAG